AUACAGUGCUGCAUUCCAUUAGCGCACAUUUUCAAAGAGAUCAAACCAAGUUCUGCUCUCUUUGAAAGUUGUUAGCAAAACUUAUAGUCUUUGUCUCUUUAACAUCGUCACACUACUACCGACCUCUGCCAAGCAAGUGGAACUCUCUUAUCAUUGGAGGACAACUUUCGCUACAUUACCAUGUCGAAGUACGGGAAACCGAAGCGAGUUAACUCUUUACCUAUAUUUUAUGAUGUGUAUGAACAAAUACAAACGGAUUCUCCGGUUAAAAACGAGCGGCAUCUCGGGAUAAAGGAUGCUAUUAAGAAUAUUGCUCUGGAGGAUGAAUUACGAUUGCGUAUGGGAGAAGGGUUCUGUCGCGAAUACCUCUCUGGAGCAAAUAAUAUUGUUGGUUCUUUCAUUGCUGCUGGCAAUUCCAAAACGCAAAUUGGCCAUAAUUUUACCAUCAACGAGUAUAACGUUAACACGAAGACUAUCGAUCUUCUCAAUAGCUGCUUGGAGGCUUUCAAGAUACGUGGCGCAGUAGAUGAUAGCAAGGACAAUUCAGAUCUCCUUGAGGCUGAGCUCGAAGGACACAAACUUCUAUUUGAGCGGUGGACUAAAGCAGUUGGCUUUACUGGAGGGACUUUGAUGGCUCAACACCACCGCUACUUGGACGAACCCAAGAUACUAUCCACAGUACUUGCGAUUCUAACAAAGCUUCAUAAGCAUAUUAAAAAUGAAGGGAACGCCGAUUUAGUACGCGAAAGCUAUACGAUGGACGCUAGAAAGAGAAUAAACAGAAGCACUGCAUACCACUCACUUUUGGGAAGCUUAAUUCAAAUGCUCUAUGAAAUAGUCCCACCAGAUAUAGAAGCAGGCUACGGCAGGGAGGAUGGGAAUUACACAAAAGGCGAAAGCCACUCGACGGGGACGAACGAAGUUCAGGAGAUUUUGGCUCGAUUAGAAGAAAAGGCUUUGGGUAAGAUACGAGGAUUCUUGCUGAAGCUUUGCUGUUGCACGAUAGCUAAUCUUGUAAAGACGAUGAGAGACAGAAGAUAAGGGCAUGGGUCCUUGGUCCAAACGCGGUAGAUGGACCAGAUCUGUCUAUCUACGAACGCCAGCGCGUGGACAACACGUGCAAUUGGAUAUUAAACGAGCCAAAGUUUCUUGAAUGGGUGUCGCCUGAUUUCAUCGACAACAAUUCGAAAGCAAUGUGGCUGCGUGGGCCUGCUGGCUUUGGAAAAACGUUCGUUUGUGCAAGGAUAGUCGCUCAUCUUGCUUCCACUCUUGGAAAACCGCUUGGCUUUUUCUUUAUGUCUUCUGGAAUAGGCUCGAGUUGCGAUCCUUUCAGAGCAAUGCGCUGGUGGUUAUCCCAAAUACUUGACAAUCGCUCUGUAUUGACUAUUUUUCGCAGCGAGUGGCUUCUACACCCGGAACCAGUGACAACUAGAGGAAGUGUUGUUCGCUUGUUUGAGCGAGUAGUCCGAGAAGUGCCGGGAUGUACCUUCGUUUUGGAUGGCCUUGAUGAGUGUGUUGCGCUCGAGCCAAAGAGUCCACAUGCAUAUUCUGAAUUGGUAUCUGAAUUCCUAUCAAUCAUCUGGAAAGCAGCAGCAAAUACGAACACGCGCAUCAUGGUUGUGAGUCGAGAUAUGUCAGAAAUUCGACGAUCCAUACCGGAUACUGGGUUCAGAUUUUUCGAACACAAUUUAACAAUCGAAGACAAUCAACAAGACGUGGCUCUAUAUUCUAUGAGCAUUGUAAACAAAAGGCUUGGAAAUAAAAGCACAACUCUCAGAGAGAAUAUUGCGAAGCGCAUGGCUGAUAGAUGCGAAGGCCAGUUCCAAUGGCUGUAUUUGCAAAGCAAAACGCUAGAACGCUUACGUUCAUUUAAUGAACAACAAUUGGAACAAAAGAUCGGUAAAACACCAAAAGAAUUGAGCAGCAUUUAUGAGAGUACAUAUGCUGUAAUAUCACGAUCUGAUGACUAUGAUAGAUCUCGUGCAAUAGCAAUACUACGAUGGGUAGCAUUUGCGAUCCGACCUCUAUCCGUAAAUGAGAUCACUGCAGCCUUGCUUGUCGAAGAGGAAACUAAGGACUUUCCUGUCGAAGAUUUGCCAGAUGAAAUUGAUGAGUACUACGUGGAUGAUUUGAUUAUUGCCAUAUGUGGAGGGCUCAUAGAAUUACGCAAAAAUCCCACCAGUAGUGAACUUGGGCUACAAACACUUCAUCUGCCACACUUCUCCGUCAAGGAGUUUCUCUUACCAAAGCUCACCAUGGAGGCGACAUCAGUCGCCCUAAGUGCGAGUCCUUUGUUUUCCGCGGAAUAUGAGGCGAAUACAAAACUCGCAAUCUCGUGUCUACAAUACAUCAACUUUGACAAUGUUUGGGUGGAUGAUGGUGUGGACGACAGUGAUACUCGCUUACAUGUACUACGAUCAUUCCAGGAAUACGCAUCAAUAUCUUGGCAUCAGCAUAUGCAAAAGGGCGAAUGUCAUGAACCCAGCCUCACUAGACUUCUUCUCAAUUUUUUUGGAGUUCAUAACCGCAAUUGGUGUGCAUGGGUAAAAGCAUUGCCCGAUGAUGACGGAAUGCGCAGAUUGGGUCGACUUCAUUGCGUUUGCUAUUUAAACCUGCCAGAUGUAGCUGCUAAUCUCAUUCAUCAAGCUCUUGAUAUAAAUGAGACAACAAUGUCUGGUAGUACUCCCCUUUUUAUUGCAUCGAGGGAAGGGUAUAUUGCUAUUGUAAAGUUAUUACUUGAUAACGGAGCAGAUGUUAGCAAAGAGAACAAGUAUGGAAGAACGCCUCUCCAUGAAGCUUCUGGUGAAGGGCAUACGGAUGUUGUAGAGCUUCUUCUCGGAUAUGGAGUAUAUGCCAAAUAUAGAGCAUAUAUCAACAAAAAGGAUAACUACGCCAGAACAGCACUAUAUUGUGCAUCAGCUGAGGGACACGUCUCCACGAUUGAAGUCCUGAUCAAUAAAGGAGCAGAUAUACAUCAUACUAAUAUUGAUGGUAUAGCGCCAUUGCAUGCGGCAUCACAAUACGGCUAUAUAGAAGUUGUGAAAGUAUUGUUUAACAACGGCGCAGAGAUCAACACUAGAGAUUGCAAGAACAAUACUCCACUACAUGCUGCAUCAUUCGCCGGCCACCUGGAGAUUGUCCGCUUUCUAGUCAUACACAAAGCAACUAUCUCUGCUGCAAAUGAGACUGGAGUUACACCACUUCAUAGAGCAUCAGACAACGGGCAUAUAAAGGUUCUUAAAGUUCUACUGGAGAACGAUGCAGACAUCAAUUCUACCAGUCGUAACGGAGAAACAGCAUUAUUUCGAGCCUGCCUUAAGGGAAACUUAGACAUAGUCCGGGUUUUAAUCGAGUACGGAGCAAGCACAUCUCUCGCGAAGAAGAAUGGACGGACGCCGCUUCAUAUAGCUUCAGAGCACGGUUAUACUGAGGUUGCUAAAACGCUGCUUAACAACGGUGCCGCAGUUGAUGCAUUAGAUCUCAUUGGUUCUACUCCAUUGCAUGUGGCAUCGGCUAACGGGCACCUGGCUGUAGUUGAACUCUUGAUUAAUAGUGGUGCAGACGCAAACAUUACGGACAGAGAUGGAGAGUCUCCUCUUGCAUAUGCAGUCACUGGCGAGCAUUUUGAGAUUGCGCAACGGCUAUUCGAUGGCUUUAUCAACUGGAAUACACUCGAUACAAACGACCUACCGUUAAUAAACUUGGCAGCAUACAUUGGCCAUGUUGAAACUGUACACCGUUUCAUUGAUCUCGGUGGAGAUAUCUCUGCCACUGCUGUGAAGGACCACACACCUCUAUUGUCCGCUUCUGCUGGUGGACAUGUAGAGCUAGCUAGGCUAUUGGUACAAAAUUGCUCUCAUAUCGACGCUACGGGUGAAGAUGGAUGCACAGCACUAUAUUUAGCGUCGGAGCGUGGUAAUGUCGAACUUGUCAAGAUGCUACUGGAGAACAACGCAGAUAUCAAUAUCGCCCAUAAAAACGGAUUUUCAGUACUUCAUGCUGCAUGCAGGAACAGUUCUUUGGAUGUUGUAAAGGUACUACUUGAUUAUGGCAUUGAUAUUAACGUAUCACAUGAUCUUAUUGGCCGCGCAUCACCUAUUUUUGUCGCGUCGAUGGCUGGUCACUGUGAGCUGAUUCAAUUGCUAAUCGAUAAGGGAGCCGAUAUAUCUGCUAUGGAUAAUGAAGGGAAUGUACCAUUACACUUUGCAUCUUCUUUUCAGAAGGUAGAAGCUACAAGAGUGUUGCUUGACAAUGGUGCUGAGAUCCAGGCUACUAAUGACGAGGGAGAAACAGCUCUACAUCUCGCUUGUAAGGAUGGACAUUUGGAUGUUGUGGAACUGCUUCUUAAAAAUGGGGCUGAUGUUAACGCUCUCGAUAACCAGGGGCGAACUCCGUUGUUUCAAGCAUCUGUCGAAGGUCAUAUCAAUGUCACAGAAGUUCUACUCAAUAAUAGCGCAGAUCCAAGCGUAAGGGACUCGGACGAUCAUACGUCGCUAUACCCAGUAUCCCCCCGCCGUUCUGCGAAGCCUAAAAAGCCUUUUCUUAAGACCGAAACAACUGUUGAUGUUGCGGACAACUCCGGACUCGCACCACUACAUGCAGCAGCCAGUGUUGGCCAUUUGGAAGUUGUCAAGGUAUUGAUAAAACAUGGAGCAAAUAUCAAUUGUGAAACCAAGGAUGGAUGGAGCCCUCUUCAUUGGUCUUGUUUUAGAAGGAAACCGCAAAUUGUUGAUCAUCUUUUACAAUGUGGCGCCGAGCCUUCAUGUGUAGAUAUCGCCAAUCGCUCACCGGUCUUUUUUGCAGCUGCCUGGGGCCAUGGAUCGCAAAUGCUCGAAAGCCUACUAUCAUAUGGAGCUGUAUUUGAUUCGAAAGACUGUUAUGGAGCUACUCCUUUACUUGCUUCUGUCCGAAAGAACAAUAUAGAGACUGUACGAUGUCUCUUAUCUACGAAGCGAGUCAGCCUUGAUGUGGUUGAUAAAUCAGGUCGAUCGUUGAGCUGGUGGGCAUCACACAAUCGUAACCAAGAAAUCAUGGAUAUGUUGAUAAAGCAUGGUGUAUCUUGUCAAGCAAUAUCUCCGGAUAUGACGAGAGAUACAACAAUAAUCACUAAGAAGGCGCCGAAAUAUUGCGAUGCGUGUUGGCAAGGUAUUUAUGUAUGCCACAGGUCUUAUUAUUGUGAUAUUUGCAGUGGCGGAACUUUUGAAUUAUGUUAUGAGUGUUUUAGUUGUGGUCUAGGAUGUUUCAAAGAGACUCAUCAAUUAAAGUAGAGCAAAGUUAUAAAAUUAUACUAUCCAGUUAUUUAUAUUUCUACUGGAAGGUUUACAUUAUAAACGUCUAUAGCUUAUAAU
Messenger RNA from [Torrubiella] hemipterigena, 5348 nucleotides. The record is from the annotation of a GenBank genome assembly. Lineage: Eukaryota; Fungi; Ascomycota; Sordariomycetes; Hypocreales; Clavicipitaceae.